AUGAGCAAGGAAAACGGGCUAGGGGAGGCCCGUGAAACUCCCUGUUUGGGUGUUAGUCAACCGAUAUCUAAAGCCUUACCUGAUGCACGUGAUCUGAGGCUUACGGCACAGCUUGUGGAAUGUCUCAAAAGUUUCAAUUUAUUCGAAACUGACGAAGAAAUGCACGCUAGAAUCGAAGUGCUUCGAAAAUUGAAUUCACUUGUGAAGAUCUGGGUUCGCAAGGUUUCGGAGUCAAAGCUUCCUCCUGAAAUGUGUGAGAACGUCGGCGGAAAACUAUUUACAUUUGGAUCGUACCGACUGGGGGUACAUACUAGG
Molecule: messenger RNA, 315 nt
Organism: Strongylus vulgaris
Lineage: Eukaryota; Metazoa; Nematoda; Chromadorea; Rhabditida; Strongylidae
Source: the annotation of a GenBank genome assembly